UGUAUCCUCCCAAUUAAGCUCCUCAGUGCGUACUAAUGACGGUUUGAUGCAGGUCUCCUGCUAACCACCAUAUCCAUGAUCACUGUCGUCUGAUCUUAAUUUUCUGGUAUAUAUUCAUUCACUCACUUGAGAGAGAGAAUCAAUCCCACCAACUACAUGAGUACUGGGCGAGAAAAUGAUGAUAGAGAUCAGAAGAUUAUACAUAGGGAAAUCGAGCGCAAGAGAAGACAAGAAAUGGCCACUCUUUAUGCUUCCCUUCGAUCUGAGCUUCCUCUUGAAUGCAUCAGGGGGAAACGUUCAACUGCAGAUCAGAUGGCCGCGGCAGUAAACUACAUUAAGAAUUUGCAAAACAAUGUGAAAGAAUUAGAUCACAAGAGAGAUCAGCUGAAGAAGUCGUCCAGUUCAUCAGAUUCUUCUUCAGAUCCUGGGAAAGGAGGCUCAUCAAGCCACUCCAUGAAUCGUGUUACAGUCUUCCCUUGUUUGGGAGGAGUGAAAAUAGAGGUGAUUAGCAGUAUGUACCAAGAAACUUUGAAACUAUCAAAACUGAUGCAAAUUCUGCUUGAGGAGGGAUUGAACGUUGUUACCUGCGAUUCCACUCAAGUAAAUGACAAGUUUCUUCAUACCAUCCAGUGUGAGGUGAUUGAUCCGAACUGCGUCAAUUUCGUUGAGCUGCAACAAAUGUUAAACAAUGUUGUGAACGGUUCUUGACAAGAAACUUGCAAUCGUUGCCAUCAUAUCAAAAUCUAACUAAAUAGGCAACAUUUGGAGGCUGUGAUACAUUUUCCGGUGGAUGAUUCAUGCUAUAUCUAUCUAGUUAUUCAUGUGGUUGUUAAGUACCAAAAAGAUUCGGAACUUGUCCAAUUCCUUUAAUAGUUGAUCUUCUCAUAUUUAUCAUAUGAGGCCUGAGAGUGAUGAUGAUAUUUAUCUCCUUCAGUGUGACAAAUUCUAAUGUUUAACGCUGGUUUGGAAAUGCACUUCAAAUCUUUCUGUACACAGUGUGUCUAGAGAUUGAUAUAUAUAUAUAUAUGUAUCUAUAUGUGGAUAUACAUGUAGAAUCUAUUCA
This is a messenger RNA of Diospyros lotus (date-plum), 1063 nucleotides long. RefSeq names its product transcription factor bHLH118-like. Gene Ontology annotation, biological process: regulation of transcription by RNA polymerase II. The record is from RefSeq and is a predicted model, not a curated record. Gene Ontology annotation, cellular component: RNA polymerase II transcription regulator complex. The transcript is spliced from 3 exons. Gene Ontology annotation, molecular function: protein dimerization activity; DNA-binding transcription factor activity, RNA polymerase II-specific; RNA polymerase II transcription regulatory region sequence-specific DNA binding. NCBI's taxonomy places the organism in Eukaryota, Viridiplantae, Streptophyta, Magnoliopsida, Ericales, Ebenaceae. The coding region runs from base 157 to 708 and encodes 183 amino acids.